Messenger RNA from Mya arenaria, 7329 nucleotides. RefSeq names its product bromodomain-containing protein 3-like. Gene Ontology annotation, cellular component: chromatin; nucleus. The transcript is spliced from 25 exons. Lineage: Eukaryota; Metazoa; Mollusca; Bivalvia; Myida; Myidae. Gene Ontology annotation, biological process: regulation of DNA-templated transcription; chromatin remodeling. Bases 367 to 4101 code for a protein of 1244 amino acids. The record is from RefSeq and is a predicted model, not a curated record.
UAUUUAAACGUUAAAGUUUGGAUACAUAAGUCUUCAUUUUCGGCAAAAUAAGCAAAAAUGUUUGCUAAGUAUGUCACGUGAUCCAUUUUGGCCAAUCGAAAUGCUUCAUUUUGAAAGCAUCUUAUAAAACAAGCAAUUUCGCUUGGGGUACUGAUUGCUGAGUAGGUGAAGGAAGGCAAUGGUGUUCUGAUGUAUCCGUGAGAGACUAUGGACACGAAGAGCCAUCCGACACUUAAACAGUAUCAGCAGCGCACCCCAGAAAGCAUCAUAUGCUAACUUUGUGACGUGAGAAAACCAGCAGCAUAUCUCCUAACGUUGGUUUGGAGAUUCCUAGUAUUUGAAAUGAAAGCACAAACAAGAUAACCUAUGAGAGGUGAUUCCACAGAGUCAAUGACUACUAGUCCAGUGCGUCGCGACUCCACCAGUGAAUACAGCAACAUGAGCGAGCCAGGCAAACUCGAGAUAGACACUGAGACUGCAGGCUCGGCUGGGCUUGACACUAAGGCUGGCGGUGAUAAUGAAGUAAGCAAUUCGGAUCAGAACCAUGUAGGGGCUAACAAGUCUGGGCGAGGCCGUAUGACGAAUCAGCUACAAUACUUGCACAAGGUGGUCCUUCUGAAGGGUGUAUGGAAACACCAGUUUGCCUGGCCAUUCCAGGUUCCGGUGGACCCUGUAAAGUUAAACCUUCCGGACUACUAUGACAUAAUCAAACAGCCGAUGGACUUGGGAACUAUAAAGACUCGCCUCGAGACAAUGUACUAUCACUCUGCGAAGGAAUGUAUCCAGGAUUUCAACCAGAUGUUCACUAACUGCUACAUUUACAACAAACCUGGCGAGGACAUUGUGCAUAUGGCUCAGGCGCUGGAGAAAGUCUUCUUGUCCAAGGUGGCGCAGAUGCCGGCUAAUUUCUCAACUGAAGGAUGUUUUAAUGAGCAGGAAGAGGUUGCUACUCCAGCAUCAAAGAAGGUCAUCAAGAAAAAGACAUCUACCGUGUCUCUAAGACCCCAUCCACCUACGGCUAACCAUGUCGAGUCUUCGCAAGUGACCACCACAUCGCUGGCAGCCUCCAAAGAUGUGCCCCUGCAGGCCAUCAGUGCAGCCGCCACUGAGACGGUAAAUUCACCAACCCCGGCCACAAGCGCAGCUGUAAAGGGGGCACCCACGGUGGAAUACUCCCCAUCUGUUAUUCCACCUUCGCAGCCUACAAAGACAAAGAAAGGAGUUAAGCGAAAAGCAGACACAACCACCCCUAUUCCACCAAUGGGAGAUCCGUACGAGCCCGACUUUGAUGAUGGUAUAAAAGACGAGAAAAUACCCAAAAUGGGCUCGGUCAAGAAACCCUUAGGUUCUGGCGUUAAAAUGACUCCCAACAAAGUCCUCCCACCAGGUGGAGCAAACUUGUCUGUCUUAACUACUCCUGUCAGCGAAAUAUCAGCAGCUAAGAUCACUCCGGCACGGCGGGAAAGCAAUCGACAAAUCAAGAAACCGAAGCGCGACCUUUCUGAGGGCGAAAUGGACUUGGUACAACCUAACUUGACAAGUCUUUUAGGGCCGGUCUUGUCAACGAGUAUCAAGAAGGGGAAACUGACUGAGCAACUCAAGUUCUGCCAUAACCUCACGAAAGAGUUCUUCACCAAAAAACAUUCUGCAUAUGCAUGGCCGUUCUACAAGCCGGUUGACGCUGUACUCCUUGGGCUCCACGAUUAUCACGAUAUCAUCAAGAAACCGAUGGACUUGGCGACAGUGAAAACCAAGCUGGAAAACAGACAGUACGCGUCCGCACAGGAGUUCUCCGAUGAUGUGCACACUAUUUUCACAAACUGUUACAAAUACAAUCCUGCAGACAGCGAUGUCGUGUUAAUGGCACGAAAAAUGCAAGAAGUGUUUGAAGCCCGGUUUGCUCGAUUACCGGAAGAGCAUUCAUUUGACUCGUACGAUAAAUCUAGUAUGAAGGGUGAUAGUGACAAUUCUAUAGGUGAUUCUGACUCGGAAAGUGGGAAUGAGAGCGAGGAGGAGAGAGAACGCAAAUUAAAGGAAUUACAAGAUCAGGUUAAAGAGUUACAAGAACAGCUUCAUCGGCUUACACAAGAACAUUUGAACAAAUUAAAAGAAAAGACUGAAAGGAAAAAGAAAAAAAAGAAAAGUCGUGAACGUGCGAAAGAACGAAUAGAAAAAAUUAUACCAGUUCCUGCUGCUAAUGUUAUACCAGUGUCCGUGGCAACAACAACGCCAGACUUGACAAACAGUGUAAAAAAAGUGACAAAAUCCAAACCUAAAACUAAUAAAACGCCCAGUGACGUUCAAAGAAAGCGUAAAACUAGCAAAGGUAGUGGUGGGAAGAAGGUUAAAGUGUCUUCACCCCCUUACCAAAUGCAGUUCGAUAGUGACGAUGAGGAUAAUGCGAAACCAAUGACUUAUGAUGAGAAACGUCAGCUAAGCUUGGAUAUUAACAAAUUACCAGGUGAUAAGCUGGGGCGCGUUGUACACAUCAUCCAGUCACGCGAGCCGUCCUUACGAGAUUCCAACCCUGACGAGAUAGAAAUCGACUUUGAGACUCUCAAACCAUCUACAUUACGGGAGCUGGAAGCCUACGUCAUGUCAUGUCUAAAGAAAAAACCUCGAAACUACACAAAGCGGACGCCGGGCAAGUCAAAGCAGGAAGUCCAGCAACAGAAAAAAAAUGAGUUAGAAAAAAGACUAAUGGAUGUCACUGGGCAGCUUGGGGGCCCCUCCGCAAAGAAACCUCCGAAAAAAGAAGCUGGCAAGGAUGGAGCAGGUGGAGCAAGCAGGCUGACCUCCAGCAGCAGUUCAGGCUCCGAUAGCGAAUCAUCAUCUAAUUCUAGCUCCUCAAGCGAUUCCGACUCAAGUGAAAUGUCCGAGUCAGGUUCCCCUAAGAAGAAAAAAAAGACCAAAACCAGCUCAGGGAAGCAGAAUGGUUUAACAUCUCCAAAUGUGAAGAUGUCAUUCGGCAACAAGCCAGGUCCAUCCCCAGCAGUCAAGGCCACACUCAACUCCGGUGCUGCGUCAGCUGUUAGCAGGGACUCGCCUGUCAAUAAAAGACAAGGUGUACCAAUUGGUAUACAGGCCGUGACGGUGAAACCAGAGCUGGGAACCGCAGUCACCUCCGCUGACAUGCCUGUAAAACGGGAACCAAUAGCCCGGCCUGUAAUGCACUCACUACCUCAGCAACCAGGCAGCCGGCCCAGCAAUGUGGCGGCACCCAAACCACAGAUGAAAACCACAGCCCCAGUUGUGACGGCACAAUCCCAGCGUUCAGCAGUUCCGGUGACAACUGUUCCAGCUCUUGCUUCUCAGGCGCCGUCGGCAAGUCCUCCCAUCAUCGUCAGCUCACCCAUCAAGGUUCAACAUGACAAGGAGUUUAUGCCAGCAGCACAGACGGCGAGUAUGAAGGACAAGCGAGCGGAGCCAGUACCAGUGUUCUCUAUGAAUGAUGAAUCUUCCAACUCUAGUCCUAUACAGCAGCAACCUCCACAACAGGCUGUCAAACCUCCGCCUCCAGGAGCUACACAUUUGCCGAGUGGUUUGGGUGUGAUGCCAAGUCAGGCAUCCGUACCGCCAGUUACCAGUCAGGCUAGUGAACAGAAAAAACAGGAGAUGACAAAACCCUCGCUCUCACAGCAACAGCAGCAGCAACAACAGCAGAAAAAGGAGUUAAAGUUGAAGAAUACUGGAUCGUGGGCAAGCCUGGCCAACAUGAACACUCCAACAAGCAAGAAGCCAAUGUCGGCUAACAGCUUUGAGCUCUUCAAGAAGCAGGCACAGGAGAGAGAGGAGAGGGAGAAGGCUAUGAAGCAACAGGAGGAGUAUCGCAAGGUUAUGAAGGAGAAGGAGGAGAGGGAGAGGAUACGCAUGGAAAAUGAACGCAAGAGGGAACAGGAAGAAGAGGAUGCGUUGGAGAAGGCUCGCCUGGCUACACUGCAGACUGACAUGCAGGCACAGAAGGAGGCAGAGAAAAACCGGGCCGAGAGGGAGAAGGAGCGCCGGAAAGAGCAGGAACGGAGGAGACGACAAGCGAUGUCCAACCAAAUUGAUAUGAACGAGCAGAGUGCCCUAAUGGCCCAGUUUGAAGAUGGAUUAUGAUCCAUGCUGUUGGCAACCAGGUGCCAGAUCAUUCUUAUGUGACUGUGAAAACUCACAAACAUUGAUCUAGAGAUGCGGAUAUCAUGUUGAUUAGAAAGUGUCACUUUCUGCGUUAAUACAUUGAUUAAGAUAUGAAGAUGUGUGUUAUAAACAUGGGUAUCUCUAUUAAAAAUGGGAUUGAAAAAAGAUGUUGCAAGUUAAAAUACAAACUGUCUUGUACAGUAUAUUGUCUGUCGAAGCAAAAAGUGGGAGUCAGGGAAAUACAUUUUGUUCUCAGUUUUGGUUUUGAAUAGAAAGAAGAAGGCAUAGAAGUAGUGAAAUAUAUGGACAAGCUUAGAAAGAAGAUUUGUUAAAAUUGCAAUCUCCAUGUAUUUGUUAUGUGGCAAAUAGAUUGCAUUAUUGGCAGAGAGUCUGUGUUUUAGUAUGGGGAGUAAAUAAAUGAAAAUGAAUCGGUGGAAGCAAUAUUGUUCAAUUUUUUAGGAUGGAAGAUUGCGUAAUAUUGUAAUGUUUAUCAUACUGUGUAUGAAUUAAGUAUUUAAUAGUGUGAGAAAGGAAAGUAAAUGGAUUUAUGCAGCUAUCUUGCAUGCUGUAGUUGCUGAAUGUCUUGACAACUGUGGGUUGUAAUGCCAUAAUCAACAUAUGGACAUUGAUCAAGCUGAUUAAACUGUUAAUUUUCCAACAGUAAUGUUUGGUACUUCACGUUAAUCAAGUCAGGAUUAAGUUCUUUGGAACAAAGUCAGAGCAGUUUGUUGUUCAGUCUUUUUGGGAUGUAAUAAUAAACAACUUCUGUUUUCAUUUUAUCCAUGGCCAGAGGAAUUAAAAACGAUUCAUGGUGAGUUUACAGGUAAACUGAUACGCCACAUUUUAAAUGAAUUCAUUCCUCUUUGGCUUAUGUUAAAUUAUAUUUUCCAAAUUUAUCUGAGGGCAGUCUUAAUGUGACUGCAAGUUGAAGUUGCUGACCUUGUGUCCUUUUGGAAUUUGAAUGCUUUUUAAGUGACCACUGGACAUAAGCAUACCUUGAUGAACUUUAUCAACACCAAGAAAGCAUUAACCCAUGGCUCUUGUUCUCUUGUUUACUUGUAUCUCAAACUUCAUUGUACAAUUUUUACAUGUUGCAUGUCCAUUUUACCAUGUAAACGUUUCGGUUGAUAGUAUUGACCUCCAUGUCGUUCCAUGAAUAUUGUCAUAUCCAUACUAGUUAUUAUUGUGAUAAUUCUCAUGUUCCAUAUCUGAUCAUGCUAAUAUUGUGUGUUCAUUUCAUAGCACUUGUGUCAAGAAUAAAGACAAUAAAACAACAUCACCUUUUUUGCACUGUUUAAUAAGUUAGCAUUAUAUUCGUAGAUUCUAGCACUUACAUUUAGAGGUAUCAUUGUAUAUAUCAUUACUUCACACUGUGCAUUUAAAUAUCAGUUAUGCCACAUAAAUUAUUAUGGUCUCCAAAAGAGUCCUUUAUUUUGCCUACAUUAAGCAGUAUCUUAAUUGAAAGGAAUGAUCAAUCUGUAAGACCAUCUUCUUAUCGUGUAAUAUAAUACCUGUAUUGAAUGAAUGCGGAGGUAAACCUGGUUGUCUGAUCGAAAAGUAGAAUGAUUUAAUAAACCUGCUUUGUACAUGAAAAUAACUAUUUUGUCCCGUUUCUUCAGUUUUAAAAUGAAAUAAGAUGAUCAGAUGGGCCUGAUGAAGUUGACCUUUAUCAAUGGUAGAAAUCGAGAUCAGCACAAGUCGGCAACCCCGAAUGAAUACAGCUUGUUAAAACUUUUGGGGUUUUGUUGUAUGGUUAUACAUUCAGGUUUGUUCAAGAAAAUUUUGCAAUUUUGUAGCACACAGUCUUCAAGCUUGUUCAAGAAAAUCUUACAAUUUGAUUAUUAAGUAUUCGAGCUUGUUCAGGAAAAUUUCAACCAAGUGUGGUCAUUUUUAUAAGCAUUUAAUGAAGGUUUAUUUUCAGCCAUAGAGAAAAUCCACUCUGGUUGUUUUUAUCUGUGUUGCAUUUACUAAAAUAAAUUGUGUUAAUUUUGACAUUGCGGUAAGAUAAAAAUUCAAAUUACUUUUCUCUGAUUGAUAGCAUAUUUGUAACUUAUUUUAUUUCUUCUUUUGAUCAUGAUUCAAUGAAUAUAUUUGAAGAGUGAUGGAAAUACUUUUAUGUUGUUUAAAUUGUUGAGGCUUAUUAUAGCAAAGCGUGGUCUAUAUACUUUUGUAUUUGUCAAGUUCUUCUGUUCGCUGUAUUUGUUUAAUCAGUGUUUUAAAUUUAUAUCAUUUUCUCGUGUUCACAGUUUGUAAAUUUUAUAUUCAUAUUUAUAAAAACUGUUGUUUGCCUGUUUGUUACAAUUUACGGUGUAAAUUUUCUGUCCUGUUUCUCAUUUUUAGUAUUUAAGGUAAUUGUGUUGUAUUUUUUUUUGAAAGUCGAUUUCGCUUGAUAGUAGAAGUAUUGUGACAGACUGCUAACCCAGUAAAAUUACAGGGAUAAGCCCAGUAGCCGAAAAUUACACAAGAUCAUGUUAAAGGCACACAUAUCAAGGCCAAAAAACUCUUAAAGAAAGACAUAAAUAUUUUACAAUGUAAUAAAACAAACGAAUAAUACAUGAAUAGAAAUAUGAUUUUUGCUAAAUCAAAUGUCACAAAUAGUGACAUAUCUGAAUAUCACCGAACAACAGUGAUUAUCGGAAUUUUGAAUCAAAUUAGAACUAAAUAUCGAGACUUUUGCAAAACAGUCAGGAUCUACUAUAACACUAAAAGUAAUUCCAACUGUUUUGUAUUGUGCCACCUUAUUGGUGUAAAUACUGGGCUUAAAGGCAUAUUCCACAUGCUUCAUUCAGGGGCCUGGGCUGGUGUUCAGUUUUACCAAUUAACAGUUUUGGAUGCUUUGAACCUUUAACACGCUGUAUUUCUACUUUGUCUUUAACACUUCGCAAAUGCCAAGGCAUUGUUUCAAUCGUAUUUUAUCAAUCUGCUAACACCUUAACUUGUUAUCUGACAACCUGAGGUAUUACAUGUUCAAAUUUUACCUCGAGGUGAACUAUUCAUUAGAUUAACUUCAUAUUAUAGGAUGGAGCAUGUUGAAACAAUAUGUGUUUGAAUCUAUUUACAGAACACACAUAAUUCAAAUAAAUUAUGUAUGUGAGUCAUCAUUCUUGUUUGGUUGUUUGUAUAUUUAUAGUGUAAGUGGGGAUGCCUAUCCAUUACACAUUCUUUUCAAAGUAAAAGAAAAAUAAAUAAAAAUAUUAAAAUAUGAAA